GGUACACGGAAGGCAAAAAUCGACUGGAGGGUGGAACCAGAGGAAGACAGAAACAAAAAUAAAGUGGAUAGAGAAGGGAGGGGGCGGGAAUCACGGAUUCGAGGCGUGGUGAGAGAGUCGAGGGAAAGGGACGACCCGAUGGACGGAGGGUCGGGGAAAGGUGACGAGAGCGGCGCGCCGAGUGUCGGGACGGUGUCUCCGGAGCAGAGGCUGAGGCAGCUGGAGCGGCUGAUGGCCCGGGGCGCGGCUGCGGAUGCCCAGGCCGAUCCGAGAAUAAGCCAGGAGACGCUGCUCGACCUCCUCCUUUGCCUGUUCUACGAGUGCAGCAGCUCCCGGCUCUGCAGAGACCAGGCCAUCAGCGACUUCCUACAGCGGGUCACUCCACUCAUCACCAGGGUGAAGGAGCUCCAGCUCCAUCGCGACGACUUCGAGAUCCUGAAGGUCAUCGGGCGGGGCGCCUUUGGAGAGGUAGCCGUCGUCAAAAUGAAGGAGUCGGAGAAGGUGUUUGCCAUGAAGAUCCUCCAUAAAUGGGAGAUGCUCAAGAGAGCGGAUGCAGCCUGCUUCCGAGAGGAGAGAGACAUCCUGGUGAGGGGGCGCGGCCGCUGGAUCACUCGGCUCCACUAUGCCUUCCAAGACGAGCUCUACUUGUACCUGGUGAUGGACUACUAUGCUGGGGGAGACCUCCUGACUCUGCUCAGCAAGUUUGAGGACCGCCUGCCCGAAGACCUGGCUCGAUUCUACGUCGCGGAGAUGGUGCUGGCGAUCGACGCCAUCCAUCACCUCAACUACGUCCACAGAGACAUCAAGCCGGACAAUGUUUUGAUCGACGUCAGCGGACACAUCCGCGUCGCCGAUUUUGGAUCCUGCCUCCAACUGGGCCAGGACGGGACGGUGGAGACCUCGGUGGCGGUGGGGACCCCGGACUACAUCUCCCCGGAGAUCCUCCAGGCCAUGGAAGACGGGAAGGGCAAGUACGGCAGCGAGUGCGACUGGUGGUCGCUGGGCGUCUGCGUCUACGAGCUGCUCUUCGGAGAGACUCCCUUCUACGCGGAGUCCCUGGUGGAGACGUACGGGAAGAUCAUGAACCACAAGGACAAGCUGAUGUUCCCAGCGGACGAGGACGACGUUUCGGAGGAAGCCCGCGACCUGAUCGGUCAGUUGGUUUGCAGCAAGGAGAAGCGCCUAGGGCGGGCAGGGAUCGCCGACCUCCAGCAGCACGCCUUCUUCACCAGCAUCGACUGGCAGAACAUCGCCGACCAGACCCCGCCCUACAUCCCAGAGGUGGCCAGCCCCACCGACACCUCCAACUUCGACUUGAAUGACAACGUCUUGAAGACCUGGGACUCGGCCCCUCCCCGCAGUCGCGGCGCGUUCUCCGGGCUCCACCUGCCCUUUGUCGGCUUCACCUACACCUCCAGCAGCUGGCUGUCUGACCGAGAGGCGGGGGCGCCCGAAGACCGCGACACCCAGGCCGACGAACGGGGGGCGCCGGGGGCCGAGGGGCUCGGCUUUGGGCUUCCAGAGGGCGGCACCGAAGGGGGGAGGAUGAGGGAGGGGGCAGCCCCCACCCGGGAGGUCCAGUCCCUGGAGGAGCAGCUGCAGACCCUCAGCCAGCAGAGGGACGAAGCACUGGUGGUGACGGACGGGCUGCGGGAGGAGCUGAGCGCUCGGAGCGGGGAGCUGCGGGAGGCCCGGGAGUUGGCCGACCGGGAACUUCGGCAGCGGGAGGACGAGCUGGAGGCGGCGAGGCAGGAGGCGCGGAGGCUGCAGCGGGAGCUGGACAGGAGCCCCCGGGCCAAGGAGGAGGUGCAGCCCGUCCAGUCCCUGGGCGCGGCGACGGGAGAGGGGGAGAGGUCGGGGACGAGCAAAGGCGAGUUGAGGGCCCUGCGCGGUCGGCUGGAGGAGUCCGAGGGCCAGUGUCAGCGGCUGGAGGCCGAGCUGUCGGCGUGCGGGGAGCAGCUGGAGGCAGCGAAGCGAGAGCUGGAGCUGGCACAGCGGGAAGCCCUCAGCGAGGAAACGCAGCUGCUGCGGGGGGAGAGCAGGGAGCUCCGGGCCGAGCUGGAGUCGCUCAGGGAUCAGCUGGAGAAGGUCCGAGCCACCAACAAACAGCUGGAGGAGGAGCUGGGCGCCGCUGAGGCUCGGAGGGAGUCAGCAUCGCAGUGGGACAGCCAGAUUGCGGAGAUUAUACAGUGGGUGGGCGAGGAGAAGGAGGCGCGAGGGUAUCUCCACGCGCUGGCCAACAGGAUGAGUGAGGAGGUGCAGAGUCUGAGGAGGACCAGCCUCGCCAAGCCUGUGGACCGGGACUGGAAGAGCCGGCGUCUCCAGAAGGUGGAAGCCUCGGCCAGGCUGGAGCUGCAGUCGGCGCUGGAGUCCGAGAUCCGGGCCAAGCAGCAGCUGCAGGAGCAGCUCGACGAGGCCAAGGCUGCCGGCCUGCACACUGAAUGUAAGCUGCAGGACGCGGAGAAGGAGAUCGAGAGCCUGAAGCAGGAGGUGGAGAGGCUGAAGAAGGAAGCCGAGGUCCGGUCCCAGCGAGGUCUGCAACAGGAACGUCUGCUGGCCUUCCUCCCUUGCCUCCCGGAUGAGCUUCCGGACGGUUCCGCAAGUUCCACGGACAGCGGGAAGUUCUCCCCGACCCAGAGUCCGGGCAGUCCUGGUGCUGAGGUGGCUGGGGCCGGAGCCAAACCCUCGUCUCCGACCGCGUCAGUGAAGAAACCCCCGGUACCGGCACCUCGAAGCUUACCGGGCACCAAGCCCACGCCUCACCAGUUCAAGAUACAAUCCUUCAGUGUCCCGACAAAGUGCAUGAGGUGUACCUCGGUCAUGGUGGGAGUGGUCCGGCAAGGAGUCAACUGUGAAGUUUGCCACUUCAGAUGCCACGCGGGCUGCUCGGCGGGGGCACUGGGAUGCCCGGCGCCCCCCCAGCAGAUCCGGUCCCUGGGCAUCGAGCCGAGCAGAGGCACCGGGACGGCGCUGGAGGGCAACGUGUCGGUGCCAAAGCCGGCGGGGGUGCGUCGGGGUUGGCAGCGGGCCUUCGCCAUCCUCUCCGACUGCCGGCUGCUGGUGUUCGAGGCGGCGGAGCCGAAGGCGACCGGAGCGGCGCACGUCUUCGACCUACGAGACGAGGGUUUCGCCGUCACCCCUGUCUUCUCCUCCGAUGUCAUCCACGCCAACAAGAAGGACGUUCCUUGCAUCUUCCGGGUCACGGCCUCGCAGCUGAGGGUCCCGAACACCAAGACCUCCCUGCUGGUGCUGGCGGACAGCGAGAGCGAGAAACGGAAGUGGGUGGCGGUGAUCAGCGAGCUGGUCUCCAUCUGUAAGCAGAACGGACUCCGGGAGAGCCUGGCGUUGGAGGCCAUGGAGGCGUACGACAAUACCCUGCCCCUGAUACGGAGCGUGCAGUCUGGAGCCAUUCUGGACCAGAAACGAAUCGCGCUGGGAACCGACGACGGCCUGUUCCUCCUGCACCUGACAAAAAACGAGCUGACCCUGCUGGGAGACAGGAAGCGGAUUCACCUGGUGGUCCCCGUUCCGGGCUCGGACCUGCUGGCCGCCAUCUCCGGCCGGGGCCGCUCCCUCCGCCUGUACAGCCGCGAGGAGCGGCGGGCCCCGGAGGCGGGUGGCGGCGCCAAGGUGCCCGAGGGGCGGGGGGCCCAGCUGGUGGCGGCCGGCGCCCUGCCCCAGCCCGGCAGCGGCUGUCUGUGCCUGGCCAGCAGGCGGCAGGUCACCUGCCUGCGGCUGUGCGCCACCGAGCCCCGCUGCCGGCCGCUGAGGCAGUUCCAGGCGCCGGGCAACGUGCAGUGGAUGGGCGUGUUCGGGGAGCGGCUCUGCGUCGGCUACCCGUCCGGCUUCAGUCUGUACCCGCUGCUGAGCCAGGGCCCGGCGCAGACGCUGGUCAGCCCGCAGGAUCCGACCCUCGGCUUCCUGACGCAGCCGCCGGCCGAGGCGCUGUGCGCCGCUCCGCUCUCCGCGGAUCUCUACCUCCUCUGCUUCAGCUCCGUCGGCGUCUACGUCAAUGGCGAGGGCCGCCGGGCGCGGCAGCAGGAGAUGGUGUGGCCGGCCACCCCUCUCGCCGCAGCCUGCCGUGGUAACUACCUGACCGUGUACAGUGGGAAUACCGUGAAUGUUUUCAACGUGGGGACGGCCGAAUGGAUUCAGACCAUACCCCUGAAGAAGAUGCGGCCGCUCAGCGCUGACGGAUCCCUGAACCUGGCGGCCUGCGAGCCCUACCGGCUGGUGUACCUGCGGAGCGAGGAGAGAGGGACGGCCGCCCUCGUGCUCCCCGAGACUCCGAGCAGCAGCCGGCGGCAGAUGUAUCGCACCCAGAGCAAGCGGCGGUUCGCCUUCCGCAUCUCCGAGGUGGAACGAGCGCAGCAGUGGAGGGAGAUGCUGAGCGAUCCCCAGGCCAGGUCCAAGCUCAUCUCCAACCCCAGCAACUUCAGCCACGUGGUGCACGUGGGCCCUGGGAAAGCCAUUCCCGCUCUGCAGGAGCAGCCAUCGCCGGUGAAUUCUCCGGACGAGAAGGGCCAGCUCUCCUUCAACCUUCCCACGUUCCGGCACCGCAGCAGCACUGAAUCUGGGCUGAUCAGCUUCCUGAGCAACUACAAGGCCUCCGGUGGGUCAGCAACUGGGAGUCCUCCCCGACAGCCGGUGAAUUCUCCGGACGAGAAGGGCCAGCUCUCCUUCAACCUUCCCACGUUCCGGCACCGCAGCAGCACUGAAUCUGGGCUGAUCAGCUUCCUGAGCAACUACAAGGCCUCCGGUGGGUCAGCAACUGGCUCUUCCAGCAGUCAUUUGCCACGGAAACAGAUAUCCAUGGAUUCGACCUCACUCGCGGACUUCUAACCCCGCCCGCCUCCGAGGGACAUCCUGCCCCUUCCGGGGCGAGGGGAGCCGGCCCGCGGACCGCCGCAGACUCCGUCCGGACCGUCCUCCGCCUGGCCCGCAUGCGGCGACCCUCUCUCAGUGGCAGCUGCACGUUCAUCCUUUGCCCGUGAGCCGGACGGUCCCCGGGCUCAACUCCGGUGACUGCGGCCGCCAACGCUCCCCCUCGAUUCCUUCUUCAAACUGCGCCGACCAGACAUCACUCUGAGCAGGAAAGUUUCACACAGCCUGUAAACUGCGCGGCACUUUAAAUGUCUUCUUUUGUAAUAUGCAUUUUGUGACUAUUAAUAAUGAAAACUGAAAAA
Molecule: messenger RNA, 5186 nt
Organism: Mobula hypostoma (lesser devil ray)
Lineage: Eukaryota; Metazoa; Chordata; Chondrichthyes; Myliobatiformes; Myliobatidae
Product: serine/threonine-protein kinase MRCK alpha-like
Exons: 36
Coding region: 139-4842 (1567 amino acids)
Biological process (GO): actomyosin structure organization; peptidyl-threonine phosphorylation
Cellular component (GO): cytoplasm; cytoskeleton
Molecular function (GO): protein serine/threonine kinase activity; ATP binding
Source: RefSeq, a predicted model, not a curated record